AUGACAGCGAGACUUUUGGAUACUAAAAAAAUUCGGGUGAGAGAUUGUAAAGAUAUCAAGGUUGAUUUUGAGAAUUUGGGAAAAGGAAGGUUCUGGUUGAAGAUCAACCAGUUCUAUAAUGUUCAGUACUAUGAUUUCGAGUUUAAUUAUAAUGAAGAAAAAAUUGAGUCGAUUGUGUCUAAAGAAUUUGAUGUUAGACAUUUGGUGAAAGAUGGAAAGAGAAUUUUGCUUGUUACUAAUAAUAAUUGCGAGGAUUAUAGUGAAUUUAGACACUUGCACUCGGUUCAUGAUUAUGAAACUAAAACGUCACUUUUGAUAUCAAAAAAUUUAACUGUGAAUGGAAUUAUUUUUAACAAGUAUCAUGUCCGGAAUAUUAACAACGGGAAGCAUAUACUACUUGAAUUAAAAAAUACAGCGGAUACUUAUGAAGAAAUUUAUUAUGAUAAUUUGUUGGAAGCAAAAGAAGUGAAUGGAAUUAAAAGUGGAAUGUCUAUUAAUUUGAAUAUUAAUGUCGAUUAUUCAAAGAACAAAAAAGUUUUAAAGACUGAUGUAAAAAUAAUGAACAUUUUAAUGUACUGGAAUGCAGUAGCAAUGUUAUUUUCGGGGUUGAAUAAAAAUUUUAAUAUAAAAAUAAAGAAAAUUAAUUUUGCUGAGACUACUGGUGUAUUGUUUUCGAAUGAAGACUCAAUGACUUAUACAUUGCUCGGGAUCCAUAGAUCCAUGAAUAAUUAUUUUUUAAAGAACAGAGUUUCUGUUAGAGACAAUGUUGAUAUUCAAGUGGCUAUGACAACGGCAGAUAUAUGCUUACGUGCUGUAGCUGCCGACUGCGAUAUUAAAGGGUACACGCUUCUAUUAUCAGGCGUGCGUCCAUCAAACGAUAAAUUCAACAUUGCAGUAAUAAGUUACUCGCCUUUACUGCUUAAUUACGAUCUCGGUGCUCGCGAAAUCGCUCAUUCACUGGGAGUUAAUUAUCAAAAUUGCGACGGAAUAAUGAAUAGAGAUAAUUCAUGGCAAUCAUUUACCUGGUGUGAAGAAACCUUGCCAGAGUUGAGAAAUAUUGAAGAGUUUAUUCGUACUUUGAGAACUCCAAAAAUUCAAAAUUUAGGAGUUCUAAAUAUUUUAGAACCUCUAAAUGGCUCUAAAAUCUUUUUAUGA
Molecule: messenger RNA, 1155 nt
Organism: Cotesia congregata
Lineage: Eukaryota; Metazoa; Arthropoda; Insecta; Hymenoptera; Braconidae
Source: the annotation of a GenBank genome assembly